AUGUCGUUGAAGGCCGGACAUCUCGCGCAGAUGACCAAGCACAACCAGGGAUUGUUGAGUGUUUUGGAGCAGCUCGAAACCUCCAAGCGAGAGCUCGAAGAUGCUGGUAGUAGGCGGAAGGAGAAGAUCGACCGACUGCGGGUGGUUGAAAAGGACUUCAAGUCUGCGGAAGAGAGGGCGAAUGACGGAGCGCGGGAAGCCAGAGCGAAGCUACUCGCAUUGAAGGACAGAUUGCGAAGUGAGAGUGACAAAGCAAAUUCGAAAAGGAUGGAGGUGUUGAAUUUGGAGGCGCGAAUGAAGGUCGACAUUGAGGCUUUGAAGCAGGCUGUGCAGGUCGUGAAACAGAAGAACCUCGAGUAUGUUACUAGAUGCAAUCGAGAUGAUCAAAAGCAUUUGGAGUUGAAGGGUGAAAGGGUUAAAGCACAACGUGAGUUGGAGGAGCUUAGGAAGCUGGGAGGUAGCAAGCAGAAAGAGUUGAAGGGGGAGCAGGAGGGCAGGGAGGAGUUUGGUCGUAGUAAGGCGGUAUUACUCAAGGAGAUAGAGCAGGAGGAGUCGGUACUGCUAUCACGGAAGAGCGCUUUGGCUUCAGCUGAGACCAGUAAUGAGCAACUUCAGCAGUCUCUACGAAUGCAGGAAAGGAAGAUACGGGAGGCGGCUGACAGGACCUAUACCCUGAUGGACUCUCUGCGAGCUGAGAGUGUUGAGUAUAAGAAGGUAGAAGCGGAAGAUACCUCACAGGAAAAGAGAGUGAAGAACCUGGAAAAGACUUGUCAAAAUCUCACUGCGAAGAUUAACAUGGAGAUAGCCUCUAGAGAGGCUGUCGAGGCUGAGAUGAAGUGA
This is a messenger RNA of Perkinsus marinus ATCC 50983, 840 nucleotides long. Its product is annotated as merozoite surface protein, putative. The transcript is spliced from 10 exons. Lineage: Eukaryota; Perkinsozoa; Perkinsida; Perkinsidae. Bases 1 to 840 code for a protein of 279 amino acids. The record is from RefSeq and is a predicted model, not a curated record.